CCCGCCCGGGGCCCGCCCGGCCGCCCUGGGCUAUAAGUUCGCGCCGCGCGGCUGGCCCGCAGCACCGCACUGGUGAUCCUCGCUUGAGUGUCCCGCCGCGUCUGAGCUGUCGCCGCUAGCCUGGCCAUGGCCGAGGAGCUGAUCCUGGAGAGGUGUGAUUUGGAGAUUCAGGCCAAUGGACGUGACCACCACACGGCCGACCUGUGCCAAGAGAAGCUGGUGCUACGGCGUGGCCAGCGCUUCCGGCUGACGCUGUACUUCGAGGGCCGUGGCUACGAGGCGAGCGUGGACAGCCUUAUGUUUGGUGCUGUGACCGGCCCAGAUCCCAGUGAGGAGGCAGGGACAAAGGCUCGCUUCUCGCUGUCUGACGAUGUGGAGGAGGGAUCCUGGUCAGCCUCAGUGCUGGACCAACAGGACAAUGUCCUCGCGCUGCAGCUCUGCACCCCAGCCAAUGCUCCUGUUGGUCUGUACCGCCUCAGCCUGGAGACUUCUACUGGCUACCAAGGCUCCAGCUUUGUGCUCGGCCACUUCGUCCUGCUCUUCAAUGCCUGGUGCCCAGCGGAUGAUGUGUACCUAGAUUCAGAGGCAGAACGACGGGAAUAUGUCCUUACGCAGCAGGGCUUCAUCUACCAGGGCUCUGUCAAGUUCAUCAAGAGUGUGCCUUGGAACUUUGGGCAGUUUGAGGAUGGAAUCCUGGAUGCCUGCCUGAUGCUCUUGGAUGUAAACCCCAAGUUCCUGAAGAACCGGGGCCGGGACUGCUCACGCCGCAACAGUCCCAUCUAUGUGGGCCGCGUGGUGAGCGGUAUGGUCAACUGCAAUGAUGACCAGGGUGUGCUUCUGGGCCGCUGGGACAACAAUUAUGGGGAUGGUAUCAGUCCCAUGGCCUGGAUUGGCAGCGUGGACAUUCUGAGGCGCUGGAAGGAACAUGGCUGUCAGCAAGUGAAGUACGGACAGUGCUGGGUGUUUGCGGCGGUAGCCUGCACAGUGCUGCGGUGCCUUGGCAUCCCUACCAGAGUGGUGACCAACUACAACUCCGCCCACGACCAGAACAGCAACCUUCUCAUCGAGUACUUCCGCAAUGAAUAUGGAGAGCUAGAGAGCAACAAGAGCGAGAUGAUCUGGAACUUCCACUGCUGGGUGGAGUCCUGGAUGACCAGGCCAGACCUACAGCCGGGCUAUGAGGGGUGGCAGGCCAUUGACCCCACACCACAGGAGAAGAGCGAAGGGACAUACUGCUGUGGCCCUGUCUCAGUGCGGGCCAUCAAGGAAGGGGACCUGAGCACCAAGUAUGAUGCACCCUUCGUGUUCGCCGAGGUCAACGCUGAUGUAGUAGACUGGAUCCGGCAGGAAGAUGGGUCUGUGCUCAAAUCCAUCAACCGUUCCUUGGUCGUGGGGCAGAAGAUCAGCACUAAGAGUGUGGGCCGUGAUGAUCGGGAGGACAUCACCCAUACCUACAAGUACCCAGAGGGGUCACCCGAGGAGAGGGAAGCCUUCACCAAGGCCAACCACCUGAACAAACUGGCAGAGAAAGAGGAGACAGGGGUGGCCAUGCGGAUCCGAGUCGGGGACAGUAUGAGCAUGGGCAACGACUUUGACGUGUUUGCCCACAUUGGCAACGACACCUCGGAGACCCGUGAGUGCCGCCUCCUGCUCUGCGCCCGCACUGUCAGCUACAACGGGGUGCUGGGGCCCGAGUGCGGCACCGAGGACAUCAACCUGACCCUGGAUCCCUACUCUGAGAACAGCAUCCCCCUUCGAAUCCUCUACGAGAAGUACGGUGGGUGCCUGACAGAGUCAAACCUCAUCAAGGUGCGGGGCCUCCUCAUCGAGCCAGCUGCCAACAGUUAUGUGCUGGCUGAGAGAGAUCUCUACCUGGAGAAUCCUGAAAUCAAGAUCCGGAUCCUGGGGGAACCCAAGCAGAACCGCAAACUGGUGGCUGAGGUGUCUCUGAAGAACCCACUUUCUGAUCCCCUGUAUGACUGCAUCUUCACUGUGGAGGGGGCUGGCCUGACCAAAGAGCAGAAGUCUGUGGAUGUCUCAGACCCUGUGCCAGCGGGUGAUUUGGUCAAGGUGCGGGUCGACCUGUUCCCGACCGAUAUUGGCCUCCACAAGCUGGUGGUGAACUUCCAGUGUGACAAGCUGAAGUCAGUGAAGGGUUACCGGAACGUCAUCAUCGGCCCGGCCUAAGGGACCCCUUCACCCAGACUCAACCCACCACCUGCCAACCCUCAACUCAACCUGGUCUUUAUCCUGAGAUAAUGAGCAACUUCACCCCGUUCAGGCUGACAUGGCUGCCUGGGGGCUCUUCAGAAGAUAAUGUACUUCUGGCCCAUCCUGUUCCUCUGGAUCUAUUUCCCCAUCUGUCCCCUUAGCUGUGAGGAAUGUUCUGUGCCGACACAGUGGGUACCCUGGCGAGGGUAAGAGGAGAGCCAUCACCAGCACUCUGUAUCUCUGUAUUGUUUGAACUGUCUCUAGAACCUCGGCGUAAGCACGAAGGGACGGCGAGCCCACUGGCUCGACGGAGGAACCAGCUGUCCCGGCCAACAAUUUCCCACCCACCUCCCCCCUGAACGGGAACUAUGUGUGCUAGGCACCUUAAGUUCUCACAGGGACACAUCAGCCUGUUGAAUGUCCAUGAGAAACUUCAGAGUAGAAACUGAGGCGGCCCGUGCUGUACUGGGCCUGUAGGCAGGCUAUCACUUACAGGGCCAGUGGCUGAGCUUAGAAAUGGCCUGUGUCACUGGGCCUGGAACCUCGCGCUCCAUCUGUGACACCAGCUCUUGACCUGAGGGUGUCAGAGAGGCCAUCUAGGGAUGAGUCUGGAAGGACACGGUUAGGGUGAGGAGGUGAGAGAGGGCAGGGAGGCUGGAGAGCUGGGAGCCAGAGCCUGGGUGUAAGCCCCAAGGAGGCCUACACUCUAUCCUCCUCUUCUGGCCUUGAUCCUCCUUCACCAGAGCAGUGAUUGGCAAGCUCACACCCAGGGUCUCCUGGCCCUGUACUUCUAAAGCCUGCCACCCAGGCCCAGGGUACUUCUGGGAAGAGGACAUCAGCGCUAGACCUGUACCCAGGGGUGUCCUGCUUCUCACCUGUGCCUGGGUUCCUCAGAUGUAGUUCCAAGACUACCACAAGCUACUCACACAGUGCCUAGACUAGAUUUCACAGCAGAAGCCUUAAAUGUCCACGCUGGUCGCUACCCAGCAGGGCCACACCUCCACCAGCCCCUCCUCCUCAGCCAGCAUCCCUAGACACAGCACUUGUCUCUAGAAAAAGCAUGGGAACCUAUGGGUCAUCAUCCCUAGUUAGCCCACUCCUACCUCUCUGUGGCUGGGCCCUCAAGCUGCAAGACUGCAGUGGUGGAGGGGUCUCUGAAUGAUGAGGUCAGAGACUCUGGGAUCCCCCGAAAUCCCAGAGAAGAGCUUGGGAAGAAUCAGUCUCAUGCGUUUAACACGUUCCGCUUUACACAGAGGAUCACACUGUGAGCCAUGUUAUCUGCCCUGUCCCCACACGGUUCAGUUUCUUUUGGUCUGUGCAAGCUUCUGGUUCCAAGCAGGCAGUAGGCAUGCUUUCGAAGCACAUGUGAACACUGAAAUAAAGGUCUAUUUUUCACAUUCAAA
Molecule: messenger RNA, 3614 nt
Organism: Mastomys coucha (southern multimammate mouse)
Lineage: Eukaryota; Metazoa; Chordata; Mammalia; Rodentia; Muridae
Gene: Tgm2
Product: transglutaminase 2
Exons: 13
Coding region: 127-2187 (686 amino acids)
Biological process (GO): peptide cross-linking
Molecular function (GO): protein-glutamine gamma-glutamyltransferase activity
Source: RefSeq, a predicted model, not a curated record